Podarcis raffonei (Aeolian wall lizard) is the source of this 2572-nucleotide messenger RNA. RefSeq names its product microtubule associated protein 1 light chain 3 gamma (gene MAP1LC3C). Gene Ontology annotation, biological process: autophagosome assembly; autophagy of mitochondrion; macroautophagy. Lineage: Eukaryota; Metazoa; Chordata; Lepidosauria; Squamata; Lacertidae. Bases 340 to 771 code for a protein of 143 amino acids. Gene Ontology annotation, cellular component: autophagosome membrane; cytosol; autophagosome. The transcript is spliced from 4 exons. Gene Ontology annotation, molecular function: ubiquitin protein ligase binding. The record is from RefSeq and is a predicted model, not a curated record.
CCCGGCAGCAGCACAGGCCACAGCGCGUCAAAGAAGCCAUGCGCUGCGCGCGGGGCAGAGACCCCUCCCCACCCUGUAGGUUAGAACGGUGCCUUCUUCUGGCCGCGAGGCACCCUGCUGCUGCUGCCUUCCCUAACCCUGCGGAGGCCAGCCUGACCCCACCCCUCACCGCUUAUGGAGGGGAGGGGGGAGGUAGGGCAAGGAACGAGGCUGAUGUCACCAGCAGGUCUUUAUAAGGGGGCUCUUUUUAAGAACGGUGCAUUUUGACGGCAGCUGAUCCGGUGCAGGAGUCGCUGGUUAAAAAGGAAAAGAAAAGGCAGCCUGCGUUCCGAAGGGGAAAUGCAGCCUUUACAUAGCUGCCAGCAUGUCAGACCGUUUAAACAAAGAAAGAGUUUUGCAACCCGAGUUGAAGAAGUUGCAGGCAUACGAGGAAAGUUCCCAACAAAAGUCCCAGUUAUUGUUGAAAGGUACCAGAAAGAAAAGUACCUUCCCCUGCUAGACAAAACCAAGUUUCUUGUGCCUCAGGAGCUGACCAUGACUCAGUUUAUAACUAUCAUCAGAAGCAGAAUGGCGCUGAGUUCCACGCAAGCUUUCUAUAUGCUGGUAAACAACAAGAGUUUAGCAAGCAUGUCUCUAACGCUGGCAGAAGUCUACCAGGAUUACAAAGAUGAAGAUGGGUUUGUGUACAUGACUUAUGCUUCCCAAGAGAUGUUUGGAGGCCUCUUAGCUGCUGGCAAGGGGAAAUGUAAGGAAUGUCUCCAGAAAACAUAAGUGUUCUCUCGGGUGACAGCUAUGUGGCUAGACAGCUCAGCUGUGAAUCAUGCGAGCUACCUGAAAAUGAAAGGUGCUCUCUCUAAAUGUGGGCUCCUCUCGAAGGAUUGAUGGUCCAGGAGUUGGCAGGACCCGACCAAAGAACCACGUGAUGGAACAAACCAUCCUAAAUGAGUGACACGGACAAGUACUUUGUAUUUCGCUCCUUUCCUGCCCAAAAAAAGGUAGCAGGGGAUGCACUUCAGUGUUUAAAAUAAUAAUAAUAAUAAAUGAUGUAACUGCUUUUAAAGGUGGUGUUAAAACCACUACUGGAAUACUUGCUUGCUUCCAAAUGUGGUUGCAUCUCUGGUCCAAAAACAGCUAUUUCUGGAUGGUCAGCAAACAGCUCCUCUAAAUGAGUAACUGUGGUCAGUUUUGGAAUCCGUACAAAUCUAUGGCUAUGUCAUCAUCAUCAUCUUCAAGGGGGCAUACACACCAAAGGAAGAAGCACACAAGUGCAGAGAAUGCCCCCACUGGGUAAGACCAGUGAAAACUAAAGGGAUUUUUAAAACCAGGUCACAUGGUCUGGGCAGGAAUGAUCUGCUUAGCAGCUAAGAAUAAUGUAUGCACUAAAGAUUUUACUAACUGUUUCAGAGUUACUGUAGCACUCUUUUGAUUCUAAUCAGUGGUGUUGAGCACUGCAAAACAGAGAGCCAUAGCUGGCUUUUCUAUGCCCCUGCUCUUGUCUACAUAUACCUCCAGGAGGAAUACCCCUAAGGAUGGAUUUACAUGAUACUACACACACAAAUCCAUGUGGAAGUGAGUUUUAUUAAAAGGGCUGAGACAAUGGCAUGUAAUGGGCCUCUUUCAGGCAGCACUGCUGCACAUGGAUCCCACUGCGCAGUACUUAUAAAAAAAAUCAGGAGUUGGUAGGGUGAAAUAGAGCUCUGGCUAGGUAGGGAGUUCCAGAGCACAGUUCUCCAAAUGGAGAUAUGAUCAGUAUGUGAAUAUUUACUGUGCCAUCUUGUGGCUAUUUAAAUUGAGGGGUGGGGAACAGGCGUUUUAACUAACAUUGGAGCUGAGGCAGCAAUCCUUGAAGCUCCAACAGUAGUUUUAUCAUGAGGCUGUGUUCUUGCCUUUUGAACUCUGCUGAGCUUUCUAUAUUUGGGUUUAAGAUAAGAUUGCUGCAUAAAAAGGGCACCCUGUUAAAAACAUGACUCCCGUCCGUAGCUCACAAAGUGCAAGGCAAUUAGAAGCUCCUUGGUCCUUAAACCUUGUUGCUAAACUUAACUGCCUGAGCCUCUUGUGUCAAUGUCAUGUUUAAGAUGGCCGCCUGUAUUUCAAGGGAAUUUAGCUGACUUGGGGACUCUCUUGAGUUGACAGGUCCUAGUCUCGCAUAAGCCAGAUGUCUUUAGAAGGGGUGCAUCACAGACUAUCAGAGUAAAGAGACCAGGGAUGGGGAACGUGCAGCCCCUCCCAUAUGACGUUGGACUCCCAUAAUUUCUGAUUAUUGAUCAAUGGGAGUCAAAUCGCAUCAGUUGGUCCACAGGCCCCCACCACACCCUUGGAAAACACCUUCAUGGCUCAAACAGUAUUUUAAAUAGGUAUUCACUGCAAUGUGGACACAAAUUCCUCCUAUAUAUGGCACACAACUUGGUUUAAUGGACCGCUAGCUCUAAGAACCAGGAAAGGGCCUGGAUUCUGUAUACAGUGUCACUACGUUAAGUGGCACUGAAUUAUCACUAGUUAUGUAAAUAAAGAAAUAUAUAUAUUGCAGUAUAUCUGUUAGCUUUUUUCAAAAUAAAUAUGGAUUUAGACUUGU